Messenger RNA from Clonostachys solani, 837 nucleotides. The record is from the annotation of a GenBank genome assembly. Lineage: Eukaryota; Fungi; Ascomycota; Sordariomycetes; Hypocreales; Bionectriaceae.
AUGUCGUCGAUCAGCGUGGCAACCUUACUCUUUAACAAUUCGGAGUUCAACUUCGAGAACAGCAUCAUUCGACCAAACGGCAACCUUCUUGUCACCACCAUAACCAGCGGGAUUCUUCUAGAUAUCGAUAUUCAAUCAGAAAGCUCAUCUAGCACAGUCGUGGCCACAUUUGGAGACUAUGGUAUCUUGGGCAUUGACUCCGUCGGCCAAGAUAAGUAUGCAAUCGCAGCUGGUAUCCCAAGCUCAGGCCUCUCUCCUUGGAGCAACGGAACCGUGUAUACCAUCGAUUUGAGCAACGAGCAGAGUCCAGAAAUUAAAAUCGCCGCCAGCAUCGAGGCUAACCUCCCAGAUGGCUUGGUGACUGUCCCCACUCACCCUGAUAUUGUCCUUGUCUCUGAUGCCCUCGCUGGGACGGUCAUUAGAGUGAACAUUACCAGCGGAGAGUCAGAAAUCACGCUGCAAGAUGAUCUUCUAGUUGGAAAUCCCGGUGUGAACGGGCUCAAGAUUCUCGAUAACUAUGUGUACUUUGUCAACACGGACACUAGUUACUAUGGGAAAUUCGCCAUUUCUGAAGACGGUCAGAAGUCUGGGGACAUCCAGGUCAUCUCCACCGAUGCCAGUUCGGACGACUUUGCUCUUGACAAACAUGGAAUCGCAUAUAUAGGGCCGCAACGGAACCCCAGCGUGGUCAGAGUGUUUCCCAAUGGCACCGCGACCCAGAUUGCGCAGAAUGCAGAAAUGGGGCGGCCGUGCUCAUUGACCCUGGCGGGAGACGGGGUAUCAGGAUACGUGACAACCGCCGAAGGCCAGAUUUUCAAGUUUGAGGUUCCUGCUUAG